CUGAAUCCGGAAGUGAUCCCGGAGAACCGCGGAGCGGCUGAGGACCCUGGCGGCGGGCUGACGUUCGGGACCAUGAGCUGGAUUCCUUUCAAGAUUGGGCAGCCCAAGAAACAGAUUGUUCCCAAAACAGUGGAGAGAGACUUUGAAAGGGAAUAUGGAAAACUCCAGCAGCUGGAGGAGCAGACCAGGCGGCUGCAGAAGGACAUGAAGAAGAGUACGGAUGCUGACCUAGCCAUGUCGAAAUCUGCCGUGAAGAUCUCCUUGGACUUACUCUCCAAUCCCCUUUGUGAGCAAGACCAGGAUUUUUUGAACAUGGUGACAGCCCUGGACACAGCCAUGAAGCGGAUGGAUGCCUUUAACCAGGAAAAGGUGAACCAGAUCCAGAAGACUGUGAUUGAACCCUUAAAAAAGUUUGGCAGUGUCUUUCCGAGCCUCAACAUGGCAGUGAAGCGGCGGGAGCAGGCCUUGCAGGACUACAGGAGGCUGCAGGCCAGGGUGGAGAAGUACGAGGAGAAGGAGAGGACAGGGCCAGUUCUGGCCAAGAUCCACCAGGCCCGAGAAGAGCUCCGGCCUGUGCGUGAGGACUUUGAAGCCAAGAACAAGCAGCUGCUGGAUGAGAUGCCGCGGUUCUACAGCAGCCGCCUCGACUACUUCCAGCCCAGCUUUGAGUCCCUGAUCCGAGCACAGGUCGUGUACUACUCUGAAAUGCAUAAGAUCUUUGGAGACCUGACCCAGCAGCUGGACCACCCAGGCCACUCAGAUGAGCAGCGGGAGCGGGAGAAUGAGGCCAAACUGAGCGAGCUCCGAGCCCUCUCCAUUGUGGCCGAUGACUGAAUUCCCAGCCCUCUCAGGAGCCUCUUGGGUCACAGGUGACCUCUAGUCACUGCCAUCUUCAGGCGUAGGCUCAUGCUCCUCCCACAUAUCACGGAAGUGUGGCAACUGGCCAGUUGGGGAUAGAGGUGCCCCCUCUACCUUUGAAAUGGGUGUCUUCGUUCCCUUGAGCCCAGUACCAGGAGCCCCACGCAGGCUACCAUCUACCCACCCACGGCCCCAGACAACAGGUAAGCAGCAUAGAAAACCCCCAGCCUUUCUUCUCUCCAACUAGCCGUCCAAUGCACGUCCUGGCCUAGGGCCUGGCAAGCUCCAGCCCCCAGGAGGGCAUGAGUUUCGUCAACUCAGUGAAGGGUCUUAGCCCUGCUUGCGUGGCAGGGAGCACAUCUACCUCCCUCCUGAAGACCCAUCCUGGGGAGUCCACCAGCCCUUCACUGCUUGUCCAUUUCAAAGACGUUUUUCUGGGAGAGGCCUGUGACACUGCCCUAGGGAGCCACAGCAGAGCCAUGGUCCUACGUGGUCCGACAGCCCCAACAGGCCCCACUCCAGCAUCCCAGCACAAGGGCUGGUUCAACACAGGUCAAGUGCAGGGAGGAGCCCAUGUCUGUCAGCCAUGUUCCCUAGGUAACUGGGACUCAAUGUAACUAUCCUACCAUACAGAAUGUCACACGCCGAUUCACAGACCUCAAAGCAAGGGGUUUGUAUCUCACCCGAAUAUUUGGAAUUCUAUUUUUUCAAGUAAAGUUUUCGAUAAAACA
Molecule: messenger RNA, 1589 nt
Organism: Cynocephalus volans (Philippine flying lemur)
Lineage: Eukaryota; Metazoa; Chordata; Mammalia; Dermoptera; Cynocephalidae
Gene: BIN3
Product: bridging integrator 3
Exons: 9
Coding region: 73-834 (253 amino acids)
Biological process (GO): actin cortical patch localization; endocytosis; plasma membrane tubulation
Cellular component (GO): actin cortical patch; cytoplasm
Molecular function (GO): lipid binding; protein binding
Source: RefSeq, a predicted model, not a curated record